Molecule: messenger RNA, 2143 nt
Organism: Microbotryum saponariae
Lineage: Eukaryota; Fungi; Basidiomycota; Microbotryomycetes; Microbotryales; Microbotryaceae
Source: the annotation of a GenBank genome assembly
AUGCCACCGAGGUCGUUUCAUCCGCUUGCUCGCAUUUGUCGGCUUGGUCGCUCGCUAUCACCAUCUGCCACUCGUCAGCCGGCGUGUUCGUCUUCGAUCUCCGCUGCCUCGUUCGCGAUCUGUGCCUUCCGACCUCGAUCACACGGUUACCACUCCUCCUCAGCGCCCACCGCCUUGACACAUGGACCAUCACUCGAUCCUUCGACCAUUUCCUCCCCCGGAUACGGUCAACCUCUCCCCUCGACGCAUCCGCACCUCUUGGCCGAGGGGGAACUGACACCGGGCAUCAGCGCACACGAAUACGAGCUACGACGGCGCACACUCAUGGACGGCCUCGACUCGGGGAGCAUCGUCGUCAUCGCUGGGGCUAGGUUGAAGUAUGCCACGGCCAAGAUAUUGUGCGUACUUCCCUCUUUAAACGCGGUACGCCGCACGCCUCAGCUGACCCUCUGGCCCCGCCACCUCGCCGAUUCUGAAUUACACACAGCUACAAGUUUAGACAAGAAUCCAAUUUUUGGUGGGGCCCCUUCAUUCGGCUUGAGAAGUAACGGUUUGGCUGUCUUGCUGACUCGUAUGUGGAAUGACGCUCUCAGGUACCUGACGGGGUGGGAAGAACCUGAUUCGUUUCUGGUGCUCGGUUCGUUGCUUGUCACUCGUCUCGAUAAAGGUGGUCGGAAGACUGAUAUCGGAACCUCGAUUCUCCUCCAGUCAAAGAUUCGAGUUUGAGAGGAUACAAGAUGUUCAUGUUCGUGCCCCCCAAGGACGCCAACGACGAAGCGUGGAACGGCCCGAGGUCAGGUCGAGAGGGCGCCUGCCAAGUUUUCGGCGCCGACGAGGCCCACGACAUCGCGCUUCUCUCGACCCAUCUCAAAGCUAUCCUCAACUCGCCGUCUUCUUCCUCGUCUUCGAAUGGGUCGAUAUACGUCGAUCUGCCGGGUGAACCCACACCAUCGCGGCAUCGAUCCUUGAUCCCGUCCAAGACGAAGAGUCUGUUCGAAUACCUCGUUCCGAAAGCGAAUGCGUUGGAUGAGACGAGCGAAGUUCUCGAACUGCUGAGUGGAAGUGGGAGGACGGUCAAGUCGGCGAAUGCGCAGGUUGAAAGGUUGAGAUUGAUCAAGAGCGAGGCCGAGAUCAAGGUUAUGACCAAAGCAGCGCAAAUCUCGGCUCGAGCGCAUGCCAAAGUAAGUUCCCAGCCCGAGCAACGUAAAGCUGCUUUCCUUGCUGACGUUGGAACGUUGGACAGGCCAUGAGGUUCUGCGAACCUACAUCUGCUUCUCCCGAUGCGAUCGACGAAUCCUCCAUCGUCGCUCACUUCGAAUACUACUGCGCAUUAAAAGGCUCACCACGACCAGCCUACGUCCCCGUCUGCGCUUCGGGCCCAUCGGGUCUCACAAUCCACUACACAUCAAACCGACUCCCCCUCCUUCCGAAUCACGUCGUCAACCUAGAUGCGGGCUGUGAAUACGCCGGCUACGCAUCGGACAUUACCCGCACAUUCCCCGUUUCCGGAACGUUCACAACCCCUCAGAAACAUCUCUACGAAGUCGUCCUUCGCGUCCAAACGGAGUGCAUCAAACUCUGUACAGCCGAGAAGGGGAUGACUUUGGAGGAACUGCAUCGCAGGAGCGUGGACAUCAUGAGGGUUGAAUUGACGGAUUUAGGCUUCCAUUUGAGAGGGGGCGAUUUGGAGAGGACGCUGUACCCGCAUUUCUUGACGCAUCCGAUUGGAAUCGAUUUGCAUGAUACGCCGGGGUUUAGUCGAGGAGAGAGGUAAGCUUUUUCCGUUUUUUUUUAUUUUUUUUAUUUUUUUAUUAAGGUUCUGUCACUGAUGUCGAUCUGGUUCGGCCCUGAACAGCAUCCAAGCGGGGAUGGUCAUUGUGAGUUCGAUGACGCUCGAACCCGAUGCUUGGAGGGGAAGCUUACUGACGUGCAACCCAUGACUCACCAGACGAUCGAACCCGGCAUCUUCGUCCCACCGCACACCUCCUUCCCCGUCGGAUUCCACAAUACUUCCGUCCGCGUCGAAGACGAGAUCUUGGUUCGGGAGCGGGAUCAAGUCGUUCUCAGCGUCGAUGCGCCAAAGGAGGUCAUCGAUAUCGAGAAGACUUGUCAGGGGUACUUUGAUGGACUUCCAGGGCAGUAG